ACAGACCCCUGAGAAAUGCUCACAUGGGCAGUGGAAAUGAAAGUCUGCAAAGAGGACUGGGAAGAAGUGGCUGGAGGUUUAGCAAGAAAGCUAAAGAAGGAAAAUCAGGAGAGUUCCAGGGUCAGAAAGGCAAAAGAGGGAAAGAACAGCUGUUGCUGCAAACACAAGAAUGGGGACAUCACACAGAAAGGAUAUGAAAAGAAAAGGUCAAAACUGCUGUCUCCUUACGUCCCGCAGACACAAGAAACCGAUUCAGCAGUACAGAAAGAACAUAGAAACCAGACACCUGCUCCAUCUGCAGCUCAAACUUCUGCUCCUUCUAAGUACCACCGAACUCGAUCUGGGGGAGCCAGGGAUGAACGAUAUCGAUCAGAUAUCCACACAGAAGCAGUUCAAGCUGCACUGGCAAAGCAUAAAGAACAGAAAAUGGCUUUGCCCAUGCCAACCAAAAGACGGUCCACAUUUGUACAGUCUCCUGCAGAUGCCUGCACGCCUCCAGACACGUCUUCGGCCUCUGAGGAUGAGGGCUCUCUGAGACGCCAAGCUGCGCUCUCUGCUGCCUUGCAACAGAGCUUACAGAAUGCUGAGUCCUGGAUCAACCGUUCAAUUCAGGGAUCGUCCACUUCUUCAUCCGCAUCUUCUACGCUGUCUCAUGGAGAGGUCAAAGGAACCAGUGGGUCUCUAGCUGAUGUAUUUGCCAAUACUCGAAUAGAGAAUUUCUCAGCUCCCCCUGAUGUCACUACAACUACCUCUUCUUCAUCAUCAUCUUCCUCAAUACGCCCAGCAAAUAUUGAUUUGCCCCCCUCGGGGAUAGUUAAAGGCAUGCACAAAGGAUCCAACAGGUCCAGCCUUAUGGAUACAGCUGAUGGUGUUCCUGUCAGUAGCAGAGUAUCCACAAAAAUCCAGCAGCUUCUCAACACUCUGAAACGACCCAAAAGGCCUCCCUUAAAAGAAUUUUUUGUGGACGACUCUGAAGAAAUUGUGGAAGUACCUCAGCCAGACCCCAACCAGCCCAAGCCUGAGGGACGGCAGGUGACCCCUGUGAAGGGGGAGCCCUUAGGAGUCAUCUGUAACUGGCCUCCUGCUCUUGAGUCUGCCCUACAGCGCUGGGGUACCACUCAGGCAAAGUGCCCCUGUCUGACUGCACUGGAUGUGACAGGGAAACCAGUUUACACUCUCACAUAUGGAAAGCUGUGGAGCAGAAGUUUAAAGUUGGCCUACACCCUGCUUAAUAAACUGGGGACCAAAAAUGAACCUGUAUUAAAACCUGGAGAUAGGGUAGCCCUGGUUUACCCCAACAAUGAUCCAGUCAUGUUUAUGGUGGCUUUUUAUGGAUGUCUCCUGGCAGAAGUGAUUCCAGUGCCUAUAGAGGUACCUCUUACCAGAAAGGAUGCUGGAGGGCAGCAGAUUGGCUUCUUGCUAGGAAGCUGUGGUAUUGCCUUAGCUCUUACCAGUGAAGUUUGUCUUAAGGGGCUGCCAAAAACUCAGAAUGGAGAAAUUGUACAGUUUAAAGGUUGGCCCCGGCUCAAAUGGGUUGUAACAGAUUCCAAGUACCUUUCAAAACCACCUAAAGACUGGCAGCCCCACAUCUCACCUGCUGGUGCAGAACCAGCAUACAUUGAGUAUAAAACAAGCAAAGAAGGGAGUGUAAUGGGAGUUACAGUGUCUCGCCUUGCAAUGUUGUCUCACUGCCAAGCUCUGUCCCAGGCCUGCAAUUAUUCUGAAGGGGAAACAGUAGUAAACGUUUUAGACUUUAAGAAGGAUGCUGGGCUGUGGCAUGGCAUGUUUGCGAAUGUAAUGAAUAAGAUGCAUACAAUUAGUGUACCCUACUCUGUUAUGAAGACUUGCCCUCUCUCUUGGGUCCAAAGAGUACAUGCCCACAAAGCCAAGGUAGCUUUAGUAAAAUGUCGAGACUUGCACUGGGCUAUGAUGGCACAUCGGGACCAAAGAGAUGUGAGCUUGAGUUCUCUCCGGAUGUUAAUUGUGACUGAUGGAGCUAAUCCCUGGUCUGUGUCAUCCUGUGAUGCCUUCCUGAGUCUGUUCCAGAGCCAUGGACUGAAACCUGAGGCCAUCUGUCCAUGUGCCACUUCUGCUGAAGCCAUGACUGUCGCAAUCCGCAGGCCUGGAGUCCCAGGGGCCCCUUUGCCAGGAAGAGCCAUUCUCUCAAUGAAUGGGUUGAGCUAUGGGGUAAUACGGGUCAAUACUGAAGAUAAAAAUUCAGCACUGACAGUCCAGGAUGUGGGACACGUAAUGCCUGGUGGGAUGAUGUGCAUUGUGAGACCCGAUGGACCUCCCCAACUCUGCAAAACAGAUGAAAUUGGAGAAAUCUGUGUCAGCUCCAGGACAGGAGGCAUGAUGUACUUUGGGCUUGCUGGUGUGACCAAAAAUACAUUUGAGGUGAUUCCAGUGAAUUCUGCAGGCUCUCCUGUCGGGGAUGUGCCAUUCAUUCGAUCAGGAUUGCUGGGGUUUGUAGGGCCAGGCAGCUUGGUGUUCGUGGUUGGAAAAAUGGACGGGUUACUGAUGGUUAGUGGUCGAAGACAUAAUGCUGAUGACAUUGUGGCUACUGGAUUGGCUGUUGAAUCAAUAAAGACUGUUUAUAGAGGAAGAAUUGCUGUGUUUUCUGUGUCUGUAUUUUAUGAUGAGCGCAUUGUGGUGGUUGCGGAACAAAGGCCCGACGCUUCUGAGGAAGAUAGUUUCCAGUGGAUGAGCCGUGUGUUGCAGGCAAUCGAUAGCAUUCAUCAAGUGGGGGUUUAUUGUCUUGCUCUGGUGCCUGCUAAUACAUUGCCAAAAACUCCACUAGGAGGAAUCCAUAUAUCUCAAACAAAACAGCUCUUUCUAGAGGGAUCUCUGCAUCCGUGCAAUAUCCUCAUGUGCCCACAUACAUGCGUGACCAAUUUGCCAAAACCCCGGCAAAAGCAACCAGGUGUAGGCCCUGCUUCUGUGAUGGUUGGGAAUCUGGUUGCUGGAAAACGCAUAGCACAAGCUGCAGGAAGGGAUCUCGGGCAAAUUGAAGAGAAUGAUUUAGUGAGGAAGCACCAGUUCCUAGCGGAGAUUUUACAGUGGCGAGCCCAGGCAACUCCUGACCAUGUACUCUUCAUGCUGUUAAAUGCAAAGGGCACUGCUGUGUGCACAGCUAGCUGCCUUCAGCUUCAUAAGCGAGCAGAGAGGAUUGCAUCAGUUCUUGGUGAUAAGGGACAUCUAAAUGCAGGAGACAAUGUGGUAUUGCUCUAUCCACCUGGCAUCGAGUUAAUCGCUGCGUUCUAUGGCUGCCUAUAUGCGGGGUGCAUACCUGUGACCGUCCGACCUCCUCAUGCUCAGAACCUUGCUGCCACGUUGCCCACAGUCCGCAUGAUUGUUGAUGUCAGCAAAGCAGCCUGCAUUCUUACCACACAGACCCUAAUGAGGUUACUGAGGUCCCGAGAGGCAGCAGCAGCUGUGGACGUGAAAACCUGGCCAACCAUCAUUGACACAGAUGACUUACCCAGGAAAAGGUUACCUCAGCUGUAUAAACCACCCACUCCUGAGAUGUUGGCGUAUCUUGAUUUUAGUGUCUCUACAACUGGCAUGCUUACAGGAGUGAAGAUGUCCCACUCUGCAGUCAAUGCUCUUUGUAGAGCCAUCAAGCUCCAGUGUGAGUUGUAUUCCUCUCGGCAGAUCGCCAUAUGCCUUGACCCUUACUGUGGACUUGGCUUUGCACUCUGGUGUCUCUGCAGUGUCUAUUCAGGUCACCAGUCUAUCUUAAUUCCUCCUAUGGAGUUAGAAAACAACCUUUUCCUCUGGCUCUCCACUGUCAACCAGUACAAAAUAAGGGAUACUUUCUGCUCCUAUUCGGUAAUGGAGCUCUGUACCAAAGGGCUUGGAAACCAAGUGGAAGUGCUAAAGACCAGAGGAAUCAACCUCUCCUGCAUCCGGACAUGUGUGGUGGUGGCUGAGGAGCGGCCCCGCAUUGCCCUCCAGCAGUCCUUCUCCAAGCUCUUUAAAGACAUCGGUCUGUCCCCUCGGGCUGUCAGCACCACUUUUGGAUCAAGAGUCAAUGUAGCAAUAUGUUUACAGGGAACCUCAGGGCCUGAUCCAACUACUGUAUAUGUGGAUCUGAAAUCAUUAAGACAUGACAGAGUUCGUCUUGUGGAACGGGGUGCCCCCCAGAGUUUGCUUCUCUCAGAGUCUGGAAAGAUUUUACCUGGAGUGAAAGUGGUUAUUGUUAAUCCUGAGACCAAAGGGCCUGUUGGAGACUCUCACCUUGGAGAGAUUUGGGUAAACAGUCCCCAUACAGCCAGUGGCUAUUAUACCAUCUACGAUAGUGAGACUCUUCAAGCUGAUCAUUUCAACACUCGCCUCAGCUUUGGGGAUGCUGCUCAGACACUCUGGGCUCGGACAGGAUACCUUGGUUUUGUCCGCCGAACUGAGCUCACAGCAGCUACUGGAGAACGUCAUGAUGCAUUAUAUGUGGUAGGAGCUCUGGACGAAACGCUGGAGCUAAGAGGAUUACGAUACCACCCAAUCGACAUUGAGACCUCGGUGGCACGGAUCCACAGGAGCAUUGCUGAAUGUGCCGUGUUCACGUGGACCAACUUGCUUGUGGUGGUUGUGGAACUGUGUGGCUCUGAACAGGAAGCCCUAGAUCUGGUUCCUUUAGUGACAAAUGUGGUCCUGGAAGAACAUUAUCUCAUCGUUGGCGUCGUGGUUGUGGUGGACCCUGGUGUUAUCCCCAUCAACUCCAGAGGAGAGAAGCAAAGGAUGCACCUCCGUGACAGCUUCCUAGCUGACCAGUUAGACCCCAUUUAUGUGGCUUACAACAUGUAACUGGCCUUGAGGAGAUUACAGGGGGCUACCUUGAAAAACCACAAGGACCAAAGACCCAUACUAAGAGCAAACUUUCAAAUGAUGUGAAAUAAGCUGAGAUGGCUACAUUAUAUCCUUCAUCUCAUCCUGUGGGAUUCUGCAAUCACAUGACACACAGGAAAGGGGAAUUCAGUGGUGGCAAAUGAUAAAAAUGUUAACAGUGUGUUAGUCAUGAGCUUUGACAUAGCGUGAGCAGCACGUUACUAAAGCAAUUACAUGCAUGUUGCAUAUUUUGCAUCUGUUGUAUAUACUUGUAUUUUUCUCUAAUGCCAUUUUAGAAUUUUGUAAGGGAGAUUAAUGAAUUCACAUAAAGGGGGUAGUCUGAGUUACACAGUUACCCGCUCUGUACUGUAUUGCCAUUUUACCGUAGCUAGACAUUCUGCGGGUUUUGUUAACAUGGAACUACUCAGCUUACUUUGUUAAGCAAAUCAGAUAACCCAUAAGCAAAUCGGAUAACCCACUGAAUAUGAGAAUUACUUUAUAUGUAUAAUUCUUGAGUAUAAAACAUUUUGACCAGUGUUUUAAACAUGUAAAUAAGAAUACACAUAACUUAGCUAAAAAAAAAAAAAAAAUUUUUUUUUAAGAAUUGGCUUGUAUAGUUAUAACAACCAAAUUAGAAACAUUUCUACUUAGAGAGAAUUUCAGUAUUCUCUUAAUGUGGUGUAAUUGGAUAACUAGAAAGUGCAAAUUGUUUGCAGGUUUUGCUACACAUUGUGCUAUGUCUCUGUUGGCUAGUGUAUUUUAUAAACUAAAGCUGCCUAUGUUUGUUUUUAAAAGCUUGCAUUCCAAGAAUCAGCUUAAGCUUUUAAGAAUUCAGCCUGUUUCUACAAGCUGAAAAAAAAAAUCUGUUUAAAAAUCAAAAUGUUAUGAAAAAGCUAAGAUUCAUUAGAUCCCACCCUUUUCUAAGGAACCACAAUAACUCACUCUGGUCCCCAGUGUUGAAACUGUCUUUCAAAUUAAGAGUGAUGCAUAAGAAUUUAGAAUUUCCUCUUUUUCCAGGCCCUUUGUAAACUGUAUCUACAGUUUAUACAUAUAGCUUCUCUUUUCCAAAAACUGAAGAGUGUCCUCUGUUUUUCCAGUUCAUGAGGGUCAGGAUUUUAAGAACAAGAAUAGGCUGAGAAGGCAGUGGGAUCAACAUCACAUGAAACCAUAAGGCCACAUAACUAUACAUCUCAAAACUGACCAAUUUGUGUUGCCAAAAUAGCCAGGCUUAUGCUGAAAUAGGGGAAGUCUGAUGUAUGCAAGAAACUCUUUUGAAAUAACUGGUGCCCAGGCCAAGUGGACUGAGCCUAGGACUGAGUUUGGCCUCUGGCUCGGUUUCCUUUCUUUGGUCUGAUACUUCAUGUAUUUGAAUAUAGUUGAAUUUUAUUAUUUUUUUCUUACAGAAAUAUUUUUAAAAAUUAAAAAAAAUCAAAGUGAACAGAGUUAACAUGUUAAAUCAGAAUGGUUCUCUUUGAUCCACUCUGGUCUAUUGUGUAAAUAUUUAUUUAGACUAUUUUAAUAAUACAUAUUAUUUACCCCACUGUAACAUCAUGUAAACUAAAUAUGUUUUUAAACAAUUUUUAAGACUUGUAAUUACCCUGAAAAUAAGGUUUAUAAUGCAAAGACCACACCCUUCACCAUGGCAGCACUCUUGGGGGCUGCCCUUACACAAUCUGUGACUCCCUUUUGACUCCCUUUUACAUAAUCCUCUUUUCCUCCCACCUCAUUCUCCACAGAGGGCAGACCUCAAGACAUUUUCCAGUUCCACAUCUCUUUUUCAACAUUUUGGAUGAAAUUAAUUUACACGUGAUGGGAGAGGUUCUAGAAUGUACAGAAAAACACUUACAUUGGGGCAAGAAAUCUCAGUGACUAGCAGUGGUUUGGUUUGCAGAGAAAACAGCCUGCUUAUUUGGAAAGUUACUUUCUUAAAACAGUUCUUACUGAUUCACUAAACAAAACAAGGGACCCUGAGGAAUAAUUAAUUCUAUCUCCAUAAUCCACAAGUUUUAAGAAAAAAAUAUAGGCAAUCUAUCCUAUGGGUUGCUUUGGUCAUUCUUACUACAUAAGUCAGGGUGUCUGCCAGAAGUAUCAUAUAAGCCACAUCUGUCAUUUUAAAAUUUCUAGUAACCACAUUUUAAAAAGUAUAAAAGAAACUGGCAAUAUUGUUUUAUUUUAUUUAACCCAAUAUAUCAAAAAUAUUAUUUCAAUGUGGAAUUAAUGUAACAAAUUAAUGAGAUGUUUUACUUUCUUUUUUUCCUAUUAAGUCUUUGAAAUCCAGUGUAUUAAAGUCACCUCUGUUCGAACCAGCCAUAGUUCAAUUUGUCAAUAGCCACAUGUAGCUAAUGGCUACGAUAUUGGACAGUGCAGAUUUAUACUCAUUCUUUCAAAUAAGAUAAUCCAUUAAUCUCAAAGUGUGGCCGAUUCCUAGUUACUUAGGGGCUGAUUACCUAGUUUUAUAGUUCCUCAGUCUUCUGAUUUCUCUUUAUUUUUGCAUUCUGGCUUGUGGGUGAUUUAUUGAUCUUUUGCACGUCCCCAAAGCCAGAAUAUGCUUGUGGAGGAAAGAAAGCUGAGACGUGUCUUUGGGGAGCUUCAUCAGUAACUCUGGUAAAAUACCUCUGGAAGGGGAAGAGAGCCCAGUCAUUAGCUUAGAGGGAUUUGUGCCUAGUCUGUUGCAGACUUGAAUAAGAAAACUUUCUCUUGAUGAUGACACAAUGUUCUUGCUCUUUCCACAUUAAUUAGAACCUUUGUGGUAAAAUGGACUCUUAAGACAGACCCAAAAGGCCAUUUAUUAAUAGAAAUAUUCUCACCAAAACUCUGGAACACCUUCUGUCUCGAUUUUUAUGCCUGUGAUAAAGAAAACUAAAUUAAUAGCAAGCCCUUGUUUCAGUUAAGAGAAAUCUAUUGAUCUGAAAGUUGUUGAGCCUCUUUCUGCCUCUCAGCAGAAGUAACUGAAGUAGGUCAAGAAAGGGGAUUCCUCCGGAAAAUUCCUAGGCCCUGGGGAUUCUCAGAGCUGCACAGAUGCCAUUUCCUGCAUCAGUGAGACCCUUGGAAAGACCAGCAUGCUAAUGGGCAUCAGUGAAUCCAGUCAUUACUUCCUGCCUUUUAAAGGGUCCUGGUUCUCCCAGUACCAAGUUAUUUCCUUAUGAAGCUGUGCUGCCUCAGGCUAUUUAGGGACCAUUACCUGUCUAUGAGUAUGUUUCCUUAACUUCAGUCCCUGGGCAAUGCUUGCUUAAUGCUUGUGUUGAAUCAACAAAGGGCCUGAGGCCUUAGGGUUUUUGUUGUUGUUAAGGUCUCUGCCCCAGGCAUGGUGCUCAAUAUCUUGGCCAAAUAAAUUACUUUCCUUGAAUAUCUGGGAAUCUUUUAGACUAAAGCGAUGAGGAGUUAACACCUCACCCUCAAACUCCAACUGAUCUAUGCCUUAGUGUUGUUUUUGUUGUCUGCUUUGAUGUAAAAGCAAGAGUAUUUGAAGCAAGACGAUUCAGUACUCCAAAUAUACAAUAGGCCUUUUCUUUAUCAUUCAUACAUUUCUGGAUUGUAGAUGGGCCACGUUAUUUGUCCAGAGGAAGAGAGUGUAAAGAUAUAAGAAUAAUUUUUUAGUCCUAAAUUGUUUACUUUCUGUCAAGAUAUUUACCAGUGUCAAAUUCAAACUAUAGUGCUGUGUAAUUAUGUAUAAAGGUUUUUUUAUUUAUUUGAAAUUAGACUAGAUAUACAUUUUUAAAUUUAACAUCUGGCUGGACAGUGUUCUAUUAACUCAUUGAAUGUUGUUUCCUUUGUCUUGUGUUAAUAAAUAUUGAUGCCUGA
Pteropus alecto (black flying fox) is the source of this 8625-nucleotide messenger RNA. RefSeq names its product disco interacting protein 2 homolog B (gene DIP2B). NCBI's taxonomy places the organism in Eukaryota, Metazoa, Chordata, Mammalia, Chiroptera, Pteropodidae. Bases 16 to 4803 code for a protein of 1595 amino acids. The record is from RefSeq and is a predicted model, not a curated record. The transcript has 38 exons.